UCGCAACUAAUUAGAGCCCGUAGAAAUAAAUGCAUAAAAACAAUCUUUUAGAUGACAACCAACUCGAAAUGCAACCAAAACUGGGCAUCAAAUCAAUAUCUUAAAAAGCUUUUGCCCAAGGUCAAAAGGAAGAAGGAACAACAUCAACAACAACAACAAGUGAACAACAAGAGCAACAAGACUCAAACGAGAACAAUAACUGGCAGAUAUCUGUCCCCAGCUGCCCAUUGGCUGCCCAACGAGAACAGCGAUGGGAUUGCGGACAAUGGCAAGGGUAGUCCAUAUGUGCUGCUAUCGGUGAGCGAUUCGGCCAAUGGUGGCAACGCCGCCGCCACCGCCAUCUGCAGCUGUAAGAAACGUCGUUCACCCACCUGCCACAAUGUGUUGCAUGAGCCGCGAUUACGUUUAGAUCCACCCAGCAUAGUGAUGGAUCCGCUGGUGCGUGGCAUACGCAUUAGCAUUUGUGUGGAGCAUACACGCUUUCCGCUGAUCGGCAAGGUGGCCAAGGGCAUUGGUCUAACCCAUGUGCCCGAGCAUCGGCUGUGGAACGUUCAGUGGUGCGACAAUACACCACAUUUUGAUCUGCUCAAGAGCAUGAAGCGUUUCCAGCAAAUCAAUCAUUUCCCCGGCAUGAGCGAAAUCUGUCGCAAGGAUCUGCUGUCGCGCAAUCUGAAUCGCAUGCUCAAAAUGUAUCCCGGUGAUUAUUGCAUCUUUCCCAAGACCUGGCUGCUGCCCACCGAUGCCUACGAUGUGGCUGUUUAUGCCAGCAGACACAAGCGCACCUUUAUUCUCAAGCCGUAUUCAUCGGGCCAGGGACGUGGCAUUUGGCUGACCAACAAUCUGCAGACUGUGGGCAGACAGGAGAAGCUCAUUUGUCAGACUUACAUCGAAAGGCCACUGCUCAUCGAUGGCUUCAAGUUUGAUUUGCGUGUUUAUACGUUGGUUACCUCGGUGGAUCCGUUGCGUAUCUUUGUCUACAAUGAGGGAUUGGCCCGGUUUGCAACCAACAAAUACAAGCCGCCGGCAUUGGGCAACAGUGAUAAUAUGUUUAUGCAUUUGACAAACUAUUGCGUGAAUCGACGCAAUUGCAAUUAUAAUGCUGGCUGUGGCAUUGCCGGUGGCUUCAAGCGUAAAUUGAGUGCCUACAAUCGGUGGCUGGUCGAGCACAAUUACAAUGUGGUCGAGUUUUGGGCAUCUGUCGAUGAUGCCAUUAUCAAAACGCUGAUUAGUGCAUGGCCCGUGCUGAGGCACAAUUAUCAGUUGUGCUUCCCCAAGCACAAUAAGAUUCAGGCAUGCUUUCAACUGUUGGGCUUUGAUAUCCUGGUCGAUUGGAAACUCAAGCCGUAUAUCCUGGAGGUGAAUCAUACGCCGAGUCUGAUGGGUGGCGAACGGGUGGAUUUGGAGGUGAAGCGACCACUGAUAAAGGACACCUUGAAUUUGAUAAGCACUCCGCUGGUGGAUAAGGAGGAGAUCAUAAGGGAGGAUCGUGCAUUGCUCAGGGAUCGUUUAAUGCAGCAGGCGAAUCGCAGACGUGUCGAAAUCCCCCCCAAAAUAGCCCCAUCGGAGCAACAGCGAGCCGCUGGUGGUGCUGAUGUUAGCCAGGCAUGCUCCCUCAGUGCUUUGGCACAGCAGAUUGCCUGGGAGGAGAGUCAUAUGGGCAACUAUCGACGCAUUAUGCCGCCGACAGAUGCCGCUCGUCACAAGUACUAUUUCAAGUUCUACAAUCAGUUCAAGCAGGUGUCCCCGUUCAAGGAAACGAAUCAUAGUCACUCGCGGAUCAAGGAUCGCGAACAGUUGAGGCAACAAACAUUGCAGGAGCAGCUCCAAGACAAACACGAGCAAUUGCAGCGGCGCAAAGAAAAGCAGCUGAUUGCGCGGCACAAACUACAGCAGCAGAGAUCGAAAGAGCGGGCGGUGGGCAUUUGGCAAAUGCUCAACAAACGCAAAUUCGAACUAACAAGCAUAAGACAGGACAGGAUAGGAGCAGUGGCAAAGGGGGCAACUGAGACGCCAACGCCAGCCAAAUCCACAACAAAUGAGGCUGCCAACAACGACAACAGCAACAACAACAAGUUGCAGCGUUUUAAGCGCAAACGCAGUCUGGUUUGUGUCAGUGCACGACGACAGCGUCAGCUGCAAUGCCAGCAGCGACGUACUCGCCUCCUGGAAUGGGAAUCUCGCCAGGAUGCCGAGUUUCUCGUCAAGCACAGCAUUGCGGCGAGCAGCUCAAAUGUUUUGUUGGCCAACGAAAAGAGCAACAACCAGCAGCAACCAAACAACAACCACAACAACAACGAUGAGGCCAAUAAAGAAAAGUUGGUUGCCAAAAAAAAGUUGAACAAGCAUUGGUUGCCCGACUCCAUCGAUGAGUCGGAUAAACAACUGGAAGCCGAAUGGCGGUCAGAAAGAACAACAGCUGUUAAUGGUAGGCAACUCCAGGAGCUGUUUUUCCAUGAAAUGUAUGAGCGCGGCAAUCUAACCAAAAAUGAUAUCAAUCUCUUCCCAACUCUUCUGUAUCGCAUACUAACGGCCAAAAUGAAUGAAGUCAAUGCCAGUUAAUACACAACAUAUAUUAAUUUAUCGAAAGUGUGAAGGAAAACUAUGCAAAGAAAACGAUUUUUUAAGUACAAAAUCUAUUGUGCAU
Molecule: messenger RNA, 2644 nt
Organism: Drosophila grimshawi
Lineage: Eukaryota; Metazoa; Arthropoda; Insecta; Diptera; Drosophilidae
Gene: TTLL6A
Product: tubulin polyglutamylase TTLL13P
Exons: 5
Coding region: 52-2559 (835 amino acids)
Biological process (GO): protein polyglutamylation; microtubule cytoskeleton organization
Cellular component (GO): cilium
Molecular function (GO): tubulin binding; tubulin-glutamic acid ligase activity
Source: RefSeq, a predicted model, not a curated record